This is a messenger RNA of Manihot esculenta (cassava), 1644 nucleotides long. RefSeq names its product transcription factor bHLH80. The coding region runs from base 56 to 823 and encodes 255 amino acids. NCBI's taxonomy places the organism in Eukaryota, Viridiplantae, Streptophyta, Magnoliopsida, Malpighiales, Euphorbiaceae. The record is from RefSeq and is a predicted model, not a curated record. Gene Ontology annotation, biological process: regulation of transcription by RNA polymerase II. Gene Ontology annotation, molecular function: DNA-binding transcription factor activity, RNA polymerase II-specific; RNA polymerase II cis-regulatory region sequence-specific DNA binding; protein dimerization activity. The transcript has 4 exons. Gene Ontology annotation, cellular component: nucleus.
UCGGUUCCCUCUAAACAAACAGCGGAGCUCUCAACUGAAUUCGCUCAGAAAGCGGAUGCAACCGACGCCUUUGGUUAGCGGCAACUCUAGUAGAGGAGGCGGCGGCGGUAGUGAACUGAUUGGAAGUGGGCUUGCCCGCUUUCGCUCAGCUCCAGCCACUUGGUUAGAAGCGCUUCUUGAAGACGAAGAAGAGGAGGACCCAUUGAAGCCCAACCGGACCUUGACUCAGCUACUCGCAUCUAAUAAUCCAACGAGAAAUUCUGUUCCGCUCGCUUCUUCUUCUUCUUUGUCGUCUUCGUUUCUAUCGGGUAAUUUGUUUGAACCCACUGGUUUUCAGAGACAAAACAGCUCUCCUGCUGAUUUUCUUGGUGAUUCUGGCCCCGGGAGUGAUGGGUACUUUUCCAGCUUUGGGAUUCCGUCGAAUUACGACUACAUAUCGCCGAUGGAUGUGUCUCCAUCCGGUGAAAAAGCUAGAGAGGUUGAGUUGCAUCACCCUUCUACUAAAUAUCCAUCUCUGCUGAAAGGGGAACAAAGUGGACGAGUAGCAGGUGAGGUCUCUACUUUAAUGGAGAUGGAGAUAGAGAAGCUCUUGGAGGAUUCAGUACCUUAUAGGGUUCGCGCGAAGAGAGGCUGCGCAACACAUCCUCGGAGUAUUGCAGAGAGGGUUCGAAGAACUCGAAUCAGUGACCGAAUAAGGAAGCUUCAGGAGCUUGUUCCAAACAUGGAUAAGGUCAAUAAUGCACAAUUGAAGAGUAGGGGCUCAAAUGGAGAAAAUUGGAAAAGUCUGAGGGCUUGGACAGGGGUUUUUUGCCUUUUACAAUAACUUUAAUUCCCUGGUAGUUUGCUCAUUGAUUGCACCUUCGGUACUCUUUUGUUUGAUCAUCGCUCUAGUUAAGCUAGAGUUUGUGGGCACAUUUUCUUAUAUAUAUAUAUACAUUUUAUCCUUGUAAUUAUUGAGGAAACUCUCUCUCAUAUUGCUUUUUGGUUAAUCAUUGAGCUAUCUAGCGGUGAUGGGAAUGUGAAAGCUACAAUUUUGAACUAGGAUAAUUUGGAGGUUGCAUUUUAAUUCAAAAGCUAAAUGCGUAUAAGGGAACUUUUGAUAUUUAAUGAGUUUCAGUUUUGCAUUGGAAAUUACUUUCAUCUUUACUCCCAACUUUUGGCUAAGGUGGAGGGUGAACUUCUCUAGAGGAAAUAGUUGACAAUGUAAAUUUUCAAGUCACUAUUCGAGGGUGCAUUGGUGUUGGCAAUCGCUUUGAGAUAUUAGAAUGGAAAAGAAGUUGGACAUUUUCAUUUGCUUGUAAUCGAAAAUGAGCGUCUUAAUAAAAUAAUAAUAGCUUUGAGAAUAUUAAACAUAACUUAUGAAUUUUGCUUGCUUUCUCAAAUUUUUGUAUGAAUAUAGUUUUUUGAUAACCGCAAUUUUGUUGUAUCUUGCUAUAUUUGUCCCGAGUUAUAUAUGAUUUACCAAUUUAUUAUUGAAAAAGUGAAAAAAAUGCUACGUCAAAAAAAAUAUAAAAUAAAUAAAGAGUAUGAUAAAUAUUUUUCUUCUCCUGCUCCAUGAACCUGAUCCAUGAUAGAUCUGGCUUUCUUCUUGCUUCAUCAUACGGGCCCAUCAGAUGGAUCUCUCAAUGUUCUGUUUGGUGAAGG